Molecule: messenger RNA, 1410 nt
Organism: Debaryomyces hansenii CBS767
Lineage: Eukaryota; Fungi; Ascomycota; Pichiomycetes; Serinales; Debaryomycetaceae
Exons: 1
Coding region: 1-1410 (469 amino acids)
Source: RefSeq, a predicted model, not a curated record
AUGCCACCAAAAGCUAAGACUAAUGAUACAGAUGAUGUAUUAGACUUUAUCAAUUCAUUGCCUGAUUCUAAAUCAGGUACUCCUAAACCGAAAGAAACCAGUAAUAAUGAUGUAAAUGAUAAGGAUGAAGACUUCCUCGAAUUCUUGGAUGAAUUGGCAGCACAUGAAAAAUCCAAACCUUCUACUCCAAAACCAAAUAGUAAAUUUGAGCCAAAGAAGAAAGGAGAAUUGGGUGAAAAAGAAUCAAAACCGCAACCAAAAGAGGAAAAGGAGGAAAAGGAAUUGCCGGUCAAAAAGGAGCUGACAGAAGGCUCUGGUAAGGUCACGGAAGGUGAAUCGGAGCCAAAUAAAGAGAAUACAAAAAGUAAUGCAGAACCGAAUACGACAGAGGAAGUUGAUGCUAUCGGAUCAAUUUCAACAUGGUGGAACAACGAAGGUUCAAAUAAAGUUUCAUCGUUUUGGGGAUCAAUUACAUCAAAUGCUCAAAGUCUAAGCGAACAAACGUAUCAACUAGCAUCAACAACCUCUAACCAAAUAAGUCAACAGAGACAGAAGCUAAUUGAAAAUUCUGAUCAUGAACAGAUAGUAAAUAUCAGCUCAAAAUUGAAUUCAAUGUUGUUAAACAUGUCGCAGCAAAUUACCCAGGGUCUUAUGUCUGACACUGAUGAAUUGUUGAAUAUAUUAUUAAUUUAUGACUUAUAUAAUAUAAAUUAUUUGGAUAGAUUAUGCUAUGAUAAAUUCAACCAAGUCAUGAAUCAAGUUGAAGGUGGAAUUAAUGUCAGUGUCAAUAACUUCAAUCAUAAGGAUGAAUUGAAUAAAGACAGAAUUGAUUUAAAUCUCUUUUAUGGUAAGAUAAUUGACGGAGAAAAGUUGUGCUUAGCAAACUUAGAAAGUUCAGUCAAGGAUUAUUUAAAGAUUACCAAGUUAUCUGAAGAGGAAGACAAAAAUACCUCCGAACCCGGUCAGGAUGAAAAAGGCGAAGAUAAAGAUGAAAAUGAAAAACAUGAAACUAAAGGCGAAGAAGAAAAUAAAGAAGAGAUUGAUAAAAUCAAUAAGUCGAACAUAUUUAUUUCCAUCCAACCAAUAACUAGUAAAAGUAAUCAGGAUGAGACUAAGUCUACUCACGAUGGAGAAGAGCAAGGUCCAAUAUUAAUUGAAUCCAAUAAUUCUGACUCAUUUUCGUUCACAGUAAUUUUGAAAGAUAUUACAAACAAUAUAACUAUCAUCACAAAAACGCAGCCUUUCCCAUUGAAGUGGGCCAAAUGGUUAAGUGGCGAACUGUCUCAAGAAUUUAAAGAGUUUGAUGAUAUCGACCCGAGCGAAUGGGUCAAGAACUGGAUCAAAGAUGGGUUGUCUUUGAGUUUUGGUGUCUUAGCUCAAGAAUAUGUUAUAAAAAGAAUGGGCUUCUGA